AUGCAGGCGCGGCUGCUCUGGCUGGUCGCGGUCUGCGUGACGGCGGCCCACGCCGCCAGGAUCCUCGCCGUGUUGCCAACCAACACCAGGAGCCACUACGCCAUGUACGGCCGCCUCAUCGAGGCGCUCGCCAAGAGGCAACAUCACAUCACUGUCAUGACACAUUUCACCAUGAAAAACCCACCGCCCAACAUAGAGGAGAUAAACCUGGCGGGCACGAUACCAGAAAUAACGAACAACUUGACGCGGCAACACACCUCGCUGAAGCCGGAGUUCAUAAUCAAUCUGGAGCAGAUAAUCAAGGAGUGCGUCCACGCCUGCGAAACCGUGUCGCAGUUGCCGGCCGUGAGGGCGCUGCUCAACUCGACGGUCAGCUUUGACCUGGUUAUCGUGGAGGUGUUCGGGAGCGAUUGCUUCCUGCCAUUCGGCGGGCGGUUCCGGGCGCCCGUGGUGGGUCUGCUGUCCAGCGUGCCCCUGCCCUGGCUCAACGGCCAGCUGGCCAACCCGGAGGCGACCGCGUACGUGCCCGCCUACAUGAUGGGUUUCGGCCAGAGGAUGAACACGUGGGAGAGGCUCGUGAACACGCUCGCCGUGUUGUGGGCGAAAAUCUUGUACAGGCACACUUCGCAAAUACCGUCUCAGGUCAUAGCAGACAGACUGUUUGGUCCAGGACCCAAAUUGGAAGCCUUAGCGCAGAACUACAGCCUGGUGCUAUCGAACAGCCAUUUCAGUAUAAACGAAGUCAGACCAUUCGUGCCCGCUCUAGUCGAGGUGGGGGGUCUGCAUUUGGAUAACUCGCAAACACUGCCAAGGGAGUUGAAAUCACUGCUGGACAAAUCGUAUAACGGUGUUGUAUAUUGGAGUUUUGGAUCGAUGUCGCGGAUAGAAACUAUUCCCGGCGAGAAACUGAAGCAGAUAUUCGAGGCCAUCUCCGAGCUGCCGCAGACGAUACUGGUGAAGAUGAAUAAGGCAAUGCUGGUGGGAAACAUAAGCAUCCCCGAAAACGUGUACACAAUGGACUGGAUUCCACAGUACAAGACUCUAUGCCAUCCAAACACCAAAGUGUUCAUAUCUCACGGGGGCCUGUUGGGGACCCAGGAGGCGGUUGCGUGCGGGGUGCCCAUGCUCACUGUGCCCCUGUACGCCGACCAGGCCCUGAACGGCAGGGCGAUGAGCGACCGCGGCGUCGCCCGCAUCCUCAGCCUCAAGGAAACUAGCAAAGAUACUUGGAAAGAGGCACUACAUGACUUAAUAUACAAUCCUGAGUACAAAAGGAACGCUCUGAGAUUGAAAGAGAAGUUUCUGGAUCGACCGCUCCCACCUUUGGAGACCGGAGUGUACUGGAUCGAAUAUGUCCUGAGGCAUGACGGUGCUAAACACUUGCGCUCGCCGGCCCACGACUUGUCGUACACGCAAUACAUAUUAUUAGAUAUAAUAGCAAUUAGCGUAGCAGCAACACUCCUGACAGUUUUCAUACUACACAAACUGUUCAGGUAUCUCUGCACGAGAUGCGUUCGGUGGUGGCCCAAAGAGAAACUCGUAUUCGAGAAAAGAUUGUUCAGAAGGAGCCGUGGUCUAUUCCAUUGCUUCAUAUGGAUAUACAAGUUUAAGGGUAAU
Molecule: messenger RNA, 1617 nt
Organism: Iphiclides podalirius (scarce swallowtail)
Lineage: Eukaryota; Metazoa; Arthropoda; Insecta; Lepidoptera; Papilionidae
Source: the annotation of a GenBank genome assembly